This is a messenger RNA of Sebastes umbrosus (honeycomb rockfish), 2338 nucleotides long. RefSeq names its product secretion associated, Ras related GTPase 1B (gene sar1b). Bases 195 to 791 code for a protein of 198 amino acids. The transcript has 7 exons. Gene Ontology annotation, molecular function: GTPase activity; GTP binding. Gene Ontology annotation, biological process: endoplasmic reticulum to Golgi vesicle-mediated transport; vesicle organization; membrane organization. Lineage: Eukaryota; Metazoa; Chordata; Actinopteri; Perciformes; Sebastidae. Gene Ontology annotation, cellular component: endoplasmic reticulum exit site; COPII vesicle coat. The record is from RefSeq and is a predicted model, not a curated record.
UGAGUUCUUGGGAGUUGCUGGACAGCCAUUGCAGUGUCGUGGCUUCAGUAACAAAACACGAAAAAAAAGGAGAGGAAGACCUUUUUAAGACAUUUUCUUGAACGGGAGACCAAUUUACAUGACUAUAAAAAAGAGCGAACACACGCUGUAAAUUAAUCUACACUUAAAAAAAACGGAAUUCAACAGCUCCGGAUAUGUCAUUCAUAUUUGAUUGGCUUUAUAGCGGUUUCAAUGGCGUACUACAGUUGUUAGGACUGUACAAGAAGUCCGGCAAGUUAGUAUUUCUUGGCCUGGACAAUGCUGGCAAAACGACGCUACUGCACAUGCUCAAAGAUGACAGAUUGGGACAGCAUGUGCCAACUUUACAUCCAACCUCGGAAGAGCUGACGAUUGCUGGCAUGACUUUCACCACUUUCGACCUUGGAGGCCACGCACAAGCCCGCAGAGUGUGGAAAAACUACCUCCCUGCCAUUAAUGGCAUUGUCUUCCUUGUGGAUUGUGCAGACCUCACCAGAUUGGCUGAAUCAAAAGCAGAGCUUAAUGCAUUAAUGACGGACGAGACUAUCGGAAACGUGCCUAUCCUGAUCCUGGGCAACAAGAUCGACAGACAUGAGGCCAUCAGCGAGGAGAAGUUGAGAGAAAUCUUUGGAUUGUACGGACAGACGACAGGCAAGGGCACCAUUGCCAUGAAGGAGCUGAACACAAGACCACUGGAAGUGUUCAUGUGCAGUGUGUUGAAGAGGCAGGGCUAUGGCGAGGGCUUCCGCUGGCUCUCCCAGUACAUCGACUAAUAGCAGCCAAGCCCCGUAACACACCGACAACACCACCACCACCAUCGGGGGGGGGCGCUAAACCCAACCACUCAAGACGCCCACCGUUUGCCACCAGUACCAUCAUACUCAGCCCCAUGUUUGGUUAAACAAGUCUGCCUCCACCUUCAGAGAAACCAGUACAACUUGAUCCCAAUAGACUUUUAUUGGUCGAACAUUUGGUUCUGCACUUACAGAAUUCAUACCUGUACGCGCACACACUCAUUUCCAUCUCUCUGUCUUUUUCUAAGAGAGUAACAUAGCAUUGGUUCCACAGCAAAGGGUGUUCAAAUUCAAACGGAUGAAUCUUUUCUAUAUUGUGUCUGUCGUUUGCUGCCCUCCCUCCCUUCCUGCCAUCUGUUGAGUGUGAUGAUAGAUGCAUUAUAACUGUAAAUCUGUACAUGAUUCCAUCGGUAUAUCAACAAUCCCUGAUGCCUCGUCCCCCUCUUCAACUCAUUUUGAGCAAUGAGAGAGUGCAACAUAGUUGUAUACAUUGCAGUACACUUUUUUUUUUUUUAACAGUAAAGACAUUCAUUCAACAUUGUAUUUAAUCAACACGUUUUGCUUUGUCCUUUUUUUUUUUUACAUAAUUUCAGUAAAAAAACUUGUGUGGCCACGUAUACAGCCCUCAUAAUAGAAGUUUGGCUGUUUCACCCAUUUAUUAAAAUGGACCAGUGCAUUUAUGUUAGCGUAUCAGAAAUUAGAUCCAUUUCUUUAGGUUACUUGGAAGUUAAAAUACUUUUGUUCCAGACUUCUAUGUUGUGGGCACGGUGAAUGGAUCCUAGUAGGCCGAGGGCUCCCCUUUUUAAAGAGAAGCAUGGGGUGGUAGUACAGCAGACGGGAGAAGAAUUUUAAUAGAAAAUAUAACCUAUAACCCUGGCGAGGUUUGAUGAAAUUGUGUAGAUACAAUGGUCAGUUGAUGCGAAGAAAACUAUUUAAGUAAAUCAAACUUGGGGAUUAAUAACAUGCAGUGACAGAUGAAGGGAGGAAUAAACGGAUGGUUGUAACAUCUAGAAGUCCAUUCUACAGAUAUAUUUUCCGGCGCAGACCUUUGUACGGGGUGAAUCUAGUGACUAAGCGUAGAUAACGGAGGGCACAGUCCCACAGUGGGAACAAGUAGAUAGGCCUAAGACACCUCUAAGGAAGGGACCAUAUAUAUAUGAAAUGUACAUGAACAUCGUACAUGGAUUUUGUAAUACUAAGUGGUAUCCUUUGAUCUAUGUGCAUUACCAGAAACUAUUAUGCAUGCCUUGUUCUUUUGAUUUUUAAUGACCAUUAUUCCAGAGAGUACAACAGGAGGGAAAAAGAUGCCAAAAUUUACAAUGAGAGCUGAUUGUCAUGUUUUGUUUUUUUUAACGGAAACAAUGGAAUUGCGCGUAAUACACACUUUUUCUGUCCCCGUCCCUUUGUGUCUCUUUCAUUCCCUCAUGAUUACGUGAUGAGCUGUUCCAACAAGGGUGGGACUUGCUGUUGUUUGCAUCAUAAAAAUGUAAUAAAUGUUUUCAAUGAAUAACAGGCUUUAACAUUGA